Molecule: messenger RNA, 1801 nt
Organism: Pocillopora verrucosa
Lineage: Eukaryota; Metazoa; Cnidaria; Anthozoa; Scleractinia; Pocilloporidae
Source: RefSeq, a predicted model, not a curated record
AUGGUGUCAAGAAAGCUCUGCUACAUUGCUGUGGUUAUCGUUUUUUCUGUUUUUACCCUGUUAUCCUCGGUAAGAGGACAAUGUAGUGAGGCCGGUAUCACUGUCAAUGGUACAACAGGAAGUUUCGCUAGCCCUAACUACCCAUCAAACUAUCCAAACAGAGAGACUUGCAGGUGGAUUAUAGAAGUUCCCCAAGAGCAUGUUGUGCAUCUGAGUUUUGAUGUGUUUGUAAUGGAAAAGUGCGCAAUCCCUUCACCGACCUGCAGCUGUGAUCAUGUGGAGAUACGAGAUGGACCAAAUGUCAAUUCUCCGAAAUUAGCGAAAUAUUGCGGAGACGAAAAUCCCGGUGCAAUUAUGUCAUCUGGAAGAUUCAUGUGGGUUGAGUUCGAUUCAGACUUCUUUAGUAACGCACAAGGUUUCUUGGCAACGUACAUAGCAGUGGAUGCAAGUGAAUGCCCGAGGGGUAAAAUAUUAAGUGGUACAAAUGGCAGCUUAACCACUCCACGUUUUCCCGUACGUUACCCAAACAGUGUCAAGUGCACCUGGAUAAUACAGGUUCCUGAAGGCUUCCAGGUGCGGCUGCGAUUUGAUUCAUUUCGACUGGAGACGUGUACUCUCCCUUCUGUGUGCUCGUGCGACCAUGUCCAAGUGAGAGAUGGUCGAGAUGAAAGCUCACAGUCUUUAGCGAAGCUUUGUGGAGACCACUCACCAACCAUACUGCGAUCGUCAGGUCAAACACAAUGGGUGGAGUUUGAAAGUGACUCUUUAACAGGAGGGCAAGGAUUUUCUGCCACCUUCAAAGCUGUUCCUGUGAAUGAAUGUCCAACAAGAGGAGUAUUGCAAGGGACAAAUGGCAGUUUCUCAAGUCCACAAUAUCCUUUAAACUACCCAAACAGUGUUACAUGCACGUGGAUUAUAGAGGUUCCUGAAGGCUACCAAGUUCAAUUAACAUUCAAUACAUUUAAACUGGAGGAUUGCGCAAUUUCGUCGAUUUGCACUUGUGACCACGUUGAGGUGAGAGAUGGGCAAACGGAAAAUUCGCCCUCCUUGAAGAAGCAUUGCGGAAACGAGAAACCAACUCCACUUGGAUCCUCUGGUCGAUAUAUGUGGGUGGAGUUCGACAGUGACUCAAAGACAACUGAGAAAGGAUUUAACGCUUCCUUUGUGGCAGUUUCUGACAGUGAAUGCCCAAGAAAUGGUUUAUUGAAAGGCAAAGUGGGCAACUUCUCUAGCCCUGGCUAUCCAAAGGAAUAUCCAAACAGUGUGACCUGCACAUGGGUCAUUGAAGUUCCUGAAAAUCAUCUUGUUGAACUUACAUUUGACGAUUUUGAACUGGAGGACUGUUUCAUAUCAUCAAUAUGCACGUGUGAUCAUGUUGAAGUCAGAGACGGUAAGGAUAAGAGUGCGUCUGAGCUGGACGAGUUUUGUGGAGACGACAAACCAUCGACGUUGAUAUCUACCGGGCGGUAUAUGUGGGUGGAGUUUGAGGCUGACUCAAGCACAAAUCGAAAAGGAUUCCACGCGACUUAUAAAGCAAUCAAAACUGGCAUGUACUGUAACACCGCAUUUGGAUGGAACAUUAGCGUAAUCGGCUGCAUUGCUGCCACCGUUGGUGUGUUAGGAGGAGGAGUCUUCAUCAUAGUCUUGAUGUGCAUUGUGUUGGUCAAGAAACCAAAUGUAUUUAAGUGCAAGUGCCGUUGGAGUCUCUUCGGCUCCUGCUUCGACUGCGAAAAUGCUUCGUAAUAGUUGUAAUAUUCCUUGCUGAGAAAAAAAGGCUUUGAAAUAAUCUUGAGAGCAUAAA